Erigeron canadensis is the source of this 1341-nucleotide messenger RNA. RefSeq names its product leukocyte receptor cluster member 1 homolog. The transcript is spliced from 3 exons. NCBI's taxonomy places the organism in Eukaryota, Viridiplantae, Streptophyta, Magnoliopsida, Asterales, Asteraceae. Bases 118 to 810 code for a protein of 230 amino acids. The record is from RefSeq and is a predicted model, not a curated record.
AUUCAAUUUCCUUCCAAAACCAAUAAAAAAAAAAAGUUUUCACAUUUAACAGCAAUCAAACCCUAAAAUAGUUUUCUGUACGAAGAUCAAUCCACAAGAACAGGUAGGCGAGUAGGUAUGGGAGGGCACGGAGGUUUGAAUAUUCUUCCGCAGAAGCGUUGGAACGUUUACAAUUUUGAUAACCGUGAAAAGGUCCGUAAAGAUGAAGAAGAAGCAGCCAAGGAAGAGCAACUGAAGAGGGAACAAUCUCGUAAGCGCGACACCGAGUUCCGCAUCGAACAACUCCGUCAAGCCCGUGGCUUUGCUUCUUCUUCUCGCCAAGGCACGGUCAGUAAGGCAGCUGAGUCGCCCGAACCAAAAGAGAAGGAUACAGAGACAAAGUCGACGAAACAUAUUAAUUUGUUUGAAGGAAUUAGGAUUUUUGAUCCAGUUGAUGACAAGAAGAAUAAUAAUAAAAGAGAGUCAUUAGCAGGAAGCGGAGGAACAAGUGAUAAUAAGAAUAAGAGGGCAAAGGAGGAGCCGAAAGUGGUUUCGGCCGAAGAUGAAAAAUAUCGUUUAGGUUACGGAAUAGCUGGAAAAGGCGUUAAGUUACCUUGGUACUUAAUGGAAAAACAACAACAUGCUGCUCAUCAUAACGAUUCAUCAUCAGAUACGACACCAGUAACUGGUAGUAGUAAAAACAAGAAAAAGAGUGUGGCUGAACUUAGGGAAGAGAGAUUGAAGAGAGAGGCUCGAGAAAAGGCAAGACAACAAGCCUUGCUUCUCAAACAUCCCCAUCGAACAAGAUAUUUCCGGAGAGGGCAAGCUUAGCCUGCUUAGGUGCACGUAUUGCUGCUAAUUUGUCCAACUUUUUACUCUUCUUGCUUCCGGACUAUCUUUUAUGCUCCCGACAUCGAACCAGAACCUCCAAUAGUCUAUUCUGGGGAAUUAUUUGUGCGCUUUGUUGAUUCAGAUCCACAUGACGCUCAAGACUCAUUAAUGAACCAGGUUGAGGGAUCUCAUUGAUACCUUCGAAUGCAAAGGCUGUUGAUCAUUGUUUUUUUAGGUAGGGGUAUGUAUGUAGGCUUUCACAAUUCGCCCACAGGCAGCUCAAAUAGCUAUAUGGACCAUGUCAUACCUUCUUCCUCUAUAGGAGUUACUUGUCCGAAAUUUCUGCUUCAUGGAAGACCAUGAUGCCGCAUUAGAUAAGACAAGAUAAAAACUAUUGAAAGCCAAAAAAUAUGUAACCUGUUUUCUCGUGGCCCUUGCAAAGCAGAUUCCAACCGAAGAAAACUUCUUAACUUUAGUCUUCACAUUCCAAACUAAAUAUAAUGAGAUUAUUUUCUAGAGUCUUGACUAAUA